Panicum virgatum (switchgrass) is the source of this 806-nucleotide messenger RNA. RefSeq lists its product as uncharacterized. NCBI's taxonomy places the organism in Eukaryota, Viridiplantae, Streptophyta, Magnoliopsida, Poales, Poaceae. The record is from RefSeq and is a predicted model, not a curated record. The coding region runs from base 192 to 590 and encodes 132 amino acids. The transcript has 2 exons.
UGGGACAACAGUACUGUAGAAGAACAUCCUGGUGGACUGAGGAAGCGAAGAGAGAACCGCAAAAGGCAAAACGAUUCCGCACGCUCCGGUCGAAGCGCGGGGGGAGCGCAGGAAGGAGAGGGCGCGAGAAGGCGCGGGUGUCGGUCUUGAAUCUUCUCUCCUCUGCACCUGAGCCUGCUGAUCAGCCCGGCAUGGAUGGAAAGAACCUUGGCAAUGAACAACAAGCUCAACAAAAGAAGCGUGAUGCAGUGACAGACAAUGUUCCAAGCCUUGAUCAAGAGGCCUUGAAACAGUUCUCAGAUUCAGAUGCUGGAAACAUCAGUCCGGCAAAUGGCCAUGAAGCUGAUGUCAACAUGGAAGCAGCCAUCUCCACAGAGGAUGUCAUGCGAGCCGGCGGGUUUGGAGCAAAAGACGACAUUGGCAGUGUCCUCCCAACAGCUAUUGAUUCCACUGAUUUCGAGGCCUCGCUGCGGGAUGCCCGUGACUUUGAAGGUGAGAAAGAGGCACCAUCACAUCCUGGACUGGGCUGGAAGGGGGAGGGAGGUGAUUAUGGGAGCAAACCAACAGAUGUGCCGCAGCAGUUACCGUGAUAUCUAACCUUGUAGGCUAGUCCAGCUUCAGAAAACACUUGCUGUGUUCCCAAGAGCUGCAGUAUGUUUGAACCUUUUGCCACAAUGGUUUGUGUGUACCAAUCUCUGUUGUUUCAGACUUUCAGUGCUGUAUGAACACUCAGGUCACGGUUCUCGACUAUUGUCCACUCUGUUGGAUGCCUGCUAAUGUAUACUUCAGCCUGUUUUUUUUUUAAA